CGGCAACGUCGCGUUCCUCCUCGCGGCGGCGCUCAUGUUCACCGCCGUGACCCCUUCGCAGCUCACGGUGGGGCGGCUCGUCGCCGGUCUCGCCGUGGGGUUCAGCACAAGCCUAUGCACCGUAUACAUAGGCGAGUGCGCCCCCGCGGCGACGCGCGGCGCGCUCACCUCCUACGCGCCCCUCGGCGUCACCGUCGGCAUCCUGACGAGCUACUUCGUCAGCCUGCCGCUGACCAACGUGGUCGGCGGCUGGAGGCUCACGCUGGCGAUGUGCGCGGUUCCGGCGACGGCACAGCUCUGUCUCAGACAUUGGCUGGUGGAGUCGCCGAGGUGGCUCGCAGAGCGCCGGGGCGACAUCGCGGGAGCGAGGCGAUGCCUCCGCUUCCUGGGCCAGCCAGACGCCGACUUGUCGACCCUCGCCGACGACGACGAGUCGGUCGGGGGGUCGGGUCGUUUAAAUCGCCAGCCCCGUCAAUCGGUGACAUUCAAAGCCCUGGUCACCGAACGAAGGUACCGCAAGCCCGCGUUGAUCGCGUGCGGGCUCAACGCGCUGCAACAGCUGUGCGGAAUCAACGUCGUCGUCUACUACGCGCCGCGGAUCCUGAAUCAACUCGGGUUUACCCCCGUCGCCGCGAUAGGCUUCGUGUGCGUGAUCGGGGUGGCGCAGCUGGUGGUGGGGAGCAGGAUAGGGGCAAUCAUCGACGCGGUGGGUCGGCGGCCCGUGGCGCUGGGCGGCAUCGCCGGGUUGGCCGUCGGACUCGCGAUGCUCGCGGCGUCGAGUCACUUAACGCCGGCGGGACACGCGUGGGCGCCGUGGAUCGCGGUGCUCGGGAUCCUGGUGUUCAGGCUGAGCUUCUCCGCGAGCAUGGCGCCGAUCCCGUACGUUGUGAGCGCGGAGGUGUUCCCGUCGGAGGCGAGGAGCGUUGGCGCGGCUGCGGGCGCGGCGGCGAGGGAGGUUGCCAACGUCGUCGUCACCGGCUCGUUCAUCCCGCUGGUGAAUGCGCUCGGCGCGACGGGGACGUGGGUGCUGUACGUGGCUGUGGUGUGCGUCGCGUUUUUUGUGGUGCGUGCGACGCUGCCGGAGACGCGGGGACGGACGUUAGAGAGCAUGGAGGACGGUGUGUAGCCCGCGGGUCGACACCGGGUUGGGACGGCGCUCGAGCCUCGUUCACGUUUUUCCGCAAAGACUGAAGCGUCGAAAGAACACGGCAAGAUCUCGAGUCACGAGGAGAGAGAAGUAUUACCAUGUCAUCAAAAGUAAGUUAAUGCUUGCGGUGUGUUAACUACUAGCUGGCUAGUGUUAACACUUAUUCUUAAACGAAAAAGGUCGUGGACCCGU
Micromonas commoda is the source of this 1339-nucleotide messenger RNA. RefSeq names its product major facilitator superfamily. Gene Ontology annotation, biological process: transmembrane transport. The coding region runs from base 35 to 1126 and encodes 363 amino acids. The record is from RefSeq and is a predicted model, not a curated record. The transcript has a single exon. Lineage: Eukaryota; Viridiplantae; Chlorophyta; Mamiellophyceae; Mamiellales; Mamiellaceae. Gene Ontology annotation, molecular function: myo-inositol:proton symporter activity. Gene Ontology annotation, cellular component: membrane.